AAAUAUAUGGGUACUGAGUAUGAUAAAACAUUGAUUUUACCCAGUCACUUUUUAUCAAUCGACUGCGCGUCUCAUCAUGACAUCCAGUGCUCUUUUCUUUACCAAACAAUUUAAAUUCCACUGUGCAAAAAAUUAUUUAAAUGUCAUCCGUAACUUCUCUGCAGUUUCAUCAAAGUUUGAAUUGCCGCGGCGAUUUAGAGGGAAUGAUAAAUCUGUCUGGGUCGAGUACAUUGAUUUGGGCCUGAAAUAUAAACCUUUGAAUCUCGGACAAGGAUAUCCUGAUUUUUUUGCUCCAAGUCAUGUGACUGAUGCAUUGGCUUCUGCUACUAAAAGUAAUGACCCACUACUUAAUCAAUACACAAGACCAUUUGGUCAUCCAAGAUUAGUAAACAUUCUUGGGAAACUUUAUUCAAAAGUUUUGAAUAGAAAUAUAGAUCCAUACAAUGAAAUACUUGUAACUGCAGGUGCAUAUGAAGCUGUUUAUUCAGCCCUGCAAGGCCAUACGGACAUUGGAGACGAGUGGAUUGUCAUAGAACCGUUUUUUGAUUGCUAUGAAUCUCUGGUUAAAACUGCUGGCGGUGUACCGAGAUUUGUAGCUCUAAAACCAAAAAAAACAACUGGGAUCAUAAGUUCAGCAGACUGGGUCUUUGAUAAAGAUGAAAUGUCAAGUCUCUUUAAUAAAAAAACCAAAGGAAUUAUUUUAAAUACUCCCCAGAAUCCUUUGGGAAAAGUAUUUACUCGGGAUGAGCUUGAGUUUAUUGCUGAUUUAGCUAAAAAAUGGGACGCAAUGGUGAUAUCUGAUGAAGUUUAUGAAUGGAUGGUUUAUGAACCGGCUCAACAUAUCAGAAUUGCAAGUCUACCGGAUAUGUAUGACCGCACAAUAACAAUUGGAUCUGCUGGAAAAACAUUCAAUGUAACUGGAUGGAAAAUUGGAUGGGCGUACGGCCCAGAGAAAUUGCUACACAAUUUAAAAGUUGUCCAUCAAAACUGCGUGUACGCUACGGCGACACCGACCCAGGAAGCGGUGGCGAUUGGAUUUGAGGCGGAGCUCAAGAGAUUCGGACAGCCUGAUUGCUACUUUGUGACACUGGCUCAGGAAUUGGUGCCCAAGCGCGAUUUCAUGGCCCAGUUUCUCUUAGAUGUCGGGAUGUCACCAACGGUACCCGAUGGCGGUUUCUUCAUGAUCGCGAACUGGAAAGCUUUGGAAGAUAAAGUCCCGCUUGAGGAAGAGACUGAUGUUUAUCGCGACUACAAAUUCACCAAAUGGAUGACGAAAAAUGUCGGACUCCAAGGAAUACCUCCUUCUACUUUCUACUCUCUUGAACAUAAGCAUUUGGGGGAGGAUAAUGUGCGUUAUUGUUUCAUCAAGCAGGAUGAAAAUCUUCAGAAAGCCGCUGACAUUUUACAUAAAUGGAACUCCCAAUUACAAAAGAAAUCUGCUUCCGCAUAA
This is a messenger RNA of Microplitis demolitor, 1450 nucleotides long. Its product is annotated as kynurenine aminotransferase. NCBI's taxonomy places the organism in Eukaryota, Metazoa, Arthropoda, Insecta, Hymenoptera, Braconidae. Gene Ontology annotation, biological process: biosynthetic process. Bases 77 to 1450 code for a protein of 457 amino acids. The record is from RefSeq and is a predicted model, not a curated record. Gene Ontology annotation, cellular component: mitochondrion; cytoplasm. The transcript has 6 exons. Gene Ontology annotation, molecular function: pyridoxal phosphate binding; L-kynurenine:2-oxoglutarate transaminase activity.